AUUAUUCUACCGAUUGUCCAAUCUAAUUAAUUGUUAGAACUUCGUUUAAUUAUUGAUUUGUUUUCUAUUCUCAAUCUUUACCUUUUCCUUUCUUUUGAUUUUCUCUCUGUGUCUUUACCUCAAUUUUUGGUUUUUUUUUCUUCUUCUUUUGUUGUCAACCAUUUUAUUCUUUCAUCAUUUUCUUUUAUCAUCAUCAAUGUUUCUAAUUAAUUUAAUGUGAUUCCAAUUCUCUCAUCUAUUCCCUGUGGCAAUUUACUAAUUGUUCAUCUUAUCCUUGGUGGAAUGAUUUCUUUCUCAAAUUUGGAACAGAGAACAAAAUUCUAGUGUUUCUAAUAUUCCAUCUUUCUAUUCCUCCAUUUUUUUCAGGAAUUAGAAAAGAUUAUUGAGAGAAUAAUUUCUUUCGAUACAUUUACAUGAUUAAUCAAUCAAUUAAUUCUAAUCUGUUACUUGUGAUAUAUGAUUUAUCCUUCAGCGAUAAGUGAUUCAUUCGACAUUUGUGAUUAUGUUUCUAACUGAGAGUCAAUUUCGUGAUGCUUUACAUUGGUAUCAGAAGAAGAUUGGUUCAUAUGAUCAGCAGGUUUGGGAGAAAUCAAUUGAGGAACGAGUCCUUCGAGGUUUAAGUCAUGCAAUACCGAAGAAAGUUGCUCGUGUUAAAAAGGAAUCAAUUGAUUUAGAUUUAGAUUUGAUUCGUGGAUCAUAUUUUGCUAAAGCUAAACCACAGCAAAGUUGGUUAACUACAACUUACCUUGGAAUUGUGAGAAUCCUUCUAUUUCCCUUCUAUCUAAAUUGGUGGACCGAACAAACCAAUCCCCUAAUAUGUGCCAUUCUAUUUAUCCUUUAUUGUCUCCAAAUGAUCUCAAUGUACAUUUACUUUAAUUCGGAGAAAGAUGAAUUCGAUGAAAUUCCCAUUUCAGAGGUUGUCUCACCUUUAUUCAUGUUCUUUAUCCUGGGAACCAUGCAAUCGCAGAUCGGUGCCUCUUCGAGCAGUAAAAAUAGAUCAUACAGAUCACGACUUAAUCCAACAAUUGAAACAAUUUCUAAUCCAAUAGCAUCUUCACCUUGUUCAUCAUUAUCACCAACAAUAACAAUUCCUGAGAAGCAAAAUCAUCAUAAUAACAACAUCAACAUUUCGUCAAAUGAUAACUAUGGAAAUGACUCUAAUUAUAAUGUAAAUUCAUCAUCAUCAUUUAAAUCAACUCCAUCAUCAUCAUCUUCUUCAACAUUAACAACAUCAAAACGGCGAGAAUCAAGAAAUCAAUCUACUUCCAAUAGUGAUAAUAGUAAUUUAAUCAUCGGAUUGUGUAAAAAUUGCUCUAAACGUGAUACUCUUAAAGAGACAAUCAUCUCAUCACCAAAUGUACAAAACAAUUUACCAUCAACAUCAACAUCAUCUUCAUCCUCAUCAAUUGAUGUUCCUGUUGAUAAAUUACCAUCAAAGUGUAAAAAAUUUAAUCCAAGAGAUGAGACAAAGGUAUCAGAUGAUGAGAGUGGAUUAGACUCUAUGGAAACACCUAAUGGUACUCCCAGGGAAGAAGAUGAUAAUGAUGAUGAAGAUGAAGAUGAAGAUGAACGGGAAACCCGUUUAAGAAGGAGAAAGGUGUUAACCAAACAUAUUACCAAUGUAAAUACUAUUCUUACAAAAGAAGGAGGGGAAGAUGAGGAUGAUAAUAGUGACAAUAGUUCCACUCAAGAAUCAUGUUCACCAUCAGCUGAUCAAUCAACAUCAACCCCGAGUUCAACUAAAUCAACUCCCGGUUACUCAGGUAGACGGAAGAGUUUUCCCCAGAAAAUUUCUAAUUCUGAAUCAGCUCGAAUUGAAUAUGAGGUCAAAAAGGAGGCCAAUACAGAUACAGAACCCGAUGGAACCAUUGGUGAUUUAAGUUCAGCUGAUGAGUGUUCACCUUAUUCAACAGUUGAUUCCAAUAAUCGUUUUGAAUGGUCUAGGAAAUAUAAUAUCACUUCACCAACUACAGGGAUUCCAAUUGAUGUUCAACGUGAUUCCCGAUGUAAACAAAGUCCGGUCAACUUUUGUCUCUCUCAAACAAACACCAAUGGUCAAGUUUCUAGUAAUGGUAAAACUAUUAAAAUUAGCAAAGAUCCAAUAAUCGAUAAUAAUAAUAUCGGUAAAAUUAGUAAGGAUCAACGAAGUAUCAUCAUUAAUAAGACAAAACUGUUAUCAUCAUCAGCAACAAUUCAUCACCCACCUCAUAGACUUCAAUUUUGUUUACCUGUUUCUUGCUCUAAAUCAAUAGUAGUUGGUAGAGGAGGUGGAGGUGUAGAUGGCUGUUCAUCUUCAGGUGAAUCUGAAUGCUCCAUGUCCCCAACAUCACCAAUAACAAAAUUAGCCUCUGACCUUGACUGGCCUUCAAUUAACUCAGACGGUACCUCUGAUGAUGAAGGUGAAAUGAUGAUGGGAGUUGAUGUUGAUGUUUCUAAUGAAGCUUUAAAAAAACUCAAUGACAAUCAAGAAUUUUUCAAUUUCAGUGAACAAUCAUCUAGAUCAUUAUCCAAUCAUCAUCACCAUACUCAUACUCAUCAUCAUCACCAUCAUUCCAAUCAUCAAUCUCAUUCCCAUCAGCAUCAUCAUCGCGAAGAUCAUCAUCAUCAUCACCAUCAUCACCACCAGUAUCACCAUCAUCAUGCUCCGUCCAUUAGUUAUAGUCCAGAAGAGUCUAACCCAUAUAACCAAAGAACCGGUAAAACCCUUAAUGACAAAGUGAGCUGUGCUAUUUGGCAAACGAGAGAAUGUCAAAAAGUGGACUUAUCGGUUUUGGACAUUUCAUCGGCUAUAAUUCGCAAAGUUGAAUCGGUUAAACACUCGAAUGAAUAUUUUUAUCUUGGUUUCCUGCUCUCCCUGGUUUUGGCCUUUAUUCCAGUCAUCUUCCGAAUCCGUCAGUUUGCCACCUCUCAACGUUUCUCUGAAACCCGUCGAAGAAAAAUGACCCCAGCCCACUUUUCCAAUCCCAAUUCAUCAAAGGAAAUAUUAUCCGAUAUUAUCCAAGAAAUACCGACACUGGCCACUGAUCUGUUAGCGGAAACAAUGGUUCACUCAUUUUCCUCUUUAAGUGUACAAUUCGUUGUUCUUGUUGCAAUAAUUGAAAGAUUUUUCUUAAGUUUAUGUUUCUUUUUCCUUCUCUGCGUUGCCGAACGAACAUUUCGAGAGAGGUUCCUUUAUGCAAAAUAUUUUUGUCAUCUAACAUCAUCCCGACGAGCUCGACGUUCUGACCUACCUCAUUUCCGUUUGAAUAAAGUAAGAAACAUAAAAACAUGGUUAUCAGUACGUUCGUACCUACAAAAUCAUGGUCCUCAAAGGUCAAUCGAUGCAAUUGUUUCAUCAAGUUUCAUUGUCGAAGUUAGCAUUUUAACCUUUCUAUGCAUUCAGCUUCUUCGGGACAAUGAAAUUUGCUCAGAAAAACUUUAUUGCUGGGAAAUGGUUUUCUGGAAUCUUGCCAUUGGAUUAUACAUAAUGAGGUUAAUCAUCCUUGGAUCGAAGAUGAAUCGUAAAAGUCGAGGUUGUUUGACAAUCUUAUUAUCGGAACAAAUUAAUCUUUACCUUCAAUUGGAGCAAAAACCUCACAAAAAGGAAGACCUUACCCUCGCUAAUCAAUUAAUCAAAUCAGCGGCUGAUGUAUUGAAACUACUCGAAGCUCCAUUCAAAAUCUCUGGUUUCUCAGCUAAUCCCUAUCUCUACAAUAUAACCAAAGUUAUUGUUUUAUCGGCUUUCUCAGCUGUUCUUACUGAACUUUUGGGCUUCAAGUUAAAAUUGUACAAAAUUAAAUUAACCUCUUAAAAAUUGUAGUCACUUUUAAAAGCAAUUAUUAUGAGAUUAAUUUAAUUUUAAAUUUCCUCUCUCUCUCUCUUAGAAUCCUGAUUGUUUGUAAAACUAUUCAAUCAUAAAUUGAAAUAUAUUUACAGCAAUUAAGUUUAACCUUAAUAUUUAAAUGAUUUAGCGUUUGACUUUGAAAAACAAUCAAAUCAAAGUUUAAAUCAAAUUGAUCAUCAUGAUUACACUUUGAUUGUUGAGGGAAAAUUAUUAUUUUUUUUCUUUGCUUAAUUGUUAUAAUUGAAAAUAUAUUUUAAUUCUGUUUGGGUCCUAAUUGUCAAUAAUCAACAGAGAAAUAUGUAUAUUUUAAUUGAAUGUUUUAAUCGAAACAAUUUAUUGAUUAUUGAGAUAUUUUCAGAAAAUUGAUUAGUGUUAAUCAAAGUACUACAAUCAUUAUGAUUCAAUUGAAUUAAGUUUUAUGUUUUCUAAUCAUCUAGUAUAUCUAAUUGAAUCAAUAAUAUUAACACAAUGAUUAACACAAUUAAUUAAUAAAUUGUGAUCAAAUGUCACUGAUUAAUAAUCAACAUAC
Panonychus citri (citrus red mite) is the source of this 4352-nucleotide messenger RNA. It is a transcript of the gene phtf, whose product is annotated as protein PHTF2-like. The record is from RefSeq and is a predicted model, not a curated record. Gene Ontology annotation, cellular component: endoplasmic reticulum. The transcript has 7 exons. The coding region runs from base 503 to 3790 and encodes 1095 amino acids. Lineage: Eukaryota; Metazoa; Arthropoda; Arachnida; Trombidiformes; Tetranychidae.